UGUUUCUACAGGAAGGCGGACAUGUUCGUCAGGCAGUGGGAGAAUAUCGGGCACUUUUUUUUUAAAAUAGCAUCGAUUAAAGCCUGAUUUAUCCUUAUUGUUACAGCCUCGUGGAUUACAUGAUCGCUGGGAAACCUAAAACUGACCUGCGGACCAAGAGAGAUUACUUGCGGACGGACUUAAAAAGGAUCGUUUUAACCAGGAUCGUCUUUUAACUAAUCGAAAUUUGAAAGGCGAAGUUUUUUUCGCCACUUCUUACUUUGCAGCUGUCAGACUUGUUUGGCCUGGCAUUCGUUCAUAUAGACACAAAUCUGGAUGAUCUAACUUAAUGUGGCCGCAUGUUAACUUCGCAACACUUAUUUUAUUACUUAUUUUGCGUGAAUGUGAUCAGUUCGUGUAUGUUUUUUAAGUAGUCUGCUCCCCUCGUUUUUUCAUGAAGCUAAAUUAGCUUAGCGCCGUAUAAUCUGUUGCUGCUACAUUUUGUGUUUGUUUGCCAAGUUGUCAUGGACUAAUCCGGACGCCUCGUCUUGGUGUGUUUUUUUCCUGAAAAUGUGGCUUUUUGUCAUCUCUCGGUCUUUUAUAAGUUUCAACGAGAGUGAUAAUAAGGCUGUAAGACAUAAAACGUCGCUUUGAUCAAACUGGUGUUUAUUGCAUUUUGAGGGCAGGGGAAGUUAGCGAGCUAACUCGCUAAUUUUAGCCAGAUCAACUAAUUUCUCUUGAAUUAAACUCAUCUGAUCGCCUACAAACAUGUCUGUUGGAGAAAGUAUGACAGCUCGUUUCGAGAAGAUCGAUGCUAUGCUGAAGGAUCCCAAAUCAGAGAUCAACACAGACUGUCUGUUGGACAGUUUGGAUGCUCUGGUCUACGACCUUGAUUUUCCAGCCUUGAGGAAAAACAAAAGCAUCGAUAAUUUCUUAAGCAGAUAUAAGGACACAAUCAGCAAAAUCCGAGAGCUUCGUAUGAAAGCAGAGGAUUAUGAAGUGGUAAAAGUCAUAGGCAGAGGGGCAUUUGGAGAAGUACAACUGGUGAGGCACAAAGCCACAUUGAAGGUAUACGCCAUGAAGCUGCUCAGCAAGUUUGAGAUGAUCAAGAGGUCGGACUCCGCUUUCUUCUGGGAAGAGAGGGAUAUUAUGGCCUUCGCCGAUAGUAAUUGGGUAGUACAGCUGUUUUAUGCAUUCCAAGAUGGCCGCUACCUCUACAUGGUGAUGGAAUAUAUGCCGGGCGGUGACCUGGUCAACCUCAUGAGCAACUAUGACGUGCCCGAGAAGUGGGCACGUUUUUACACUGCUGAGGUGGUGCUGGCACUGGAUGGCAUCCACUCCAUGGGCUUCAUUCACAGGGACGUAAAGCCUGACAAUAUGUUAUUAGACAAGUCAGGCCACCUGAAGCUGGCUGACUUCGGGACCUGUAUGAAAAUGAACAAGGAUGGUAUGGUACGAUGCGACACGGCAGUAGGAACUCCAGACUACAUUUCUCCAGAGGUACUGAAAUCACAGGGAGGAGACGGCUACUAUGGUCGAGAGUGUGACUGGUGGUCUGUUGGGGUCUUCCUGUAUGAGAUGCUAGUUGGUGACACACCGUUCUAUGCUGACUCGCUAGUGGGCACCUACAGCAAGAUCAUGAACCACAAGAAUGCCCUGACCUUCCCCGAUGACAGUGACAUCUCAAAGGAUGCAAAGAGCCUUAUUUGUGCUUUUCUCACAGACAGGGAAGUGCGAUUAGGACGCAAUGGAGUCGAUGAGAUCAAGCGGCAUUCUUUUUUUAAGAACGACCAGUGGACAUGGGAGAACAUUAGAGAAACUGCUGCCCCCGUGGUCCCAGAGCUUAGCAGUGACGUCGACACGAGUAACUUCGAUGACAUUGAGGAGGAUCGAGGGGAGGAAGAGACGUUCCCCAUCCCUAAAGCAUUUGUCGGCAACCAACUUCCCUUUGUGGGCUUCACCUACUACAGCAAUAACCAGUUUCCUCGGGAAGUAAACACAAAAAGUGACAGAUCGACUAAAGAAGAUAAAAGUCAACUGGAGAAUCUUCAGAAGAGGAUCUAUCAACUAGAAGAACAACUUCACAGCGAGAUGCAGCUGAGGGAUGAGAUGGAGCAGAAGUGCAGGGCAUCCAACACAAAACUAGACAAGAUAAUGAAAGAGUUAGACGAGGAGGUCAACCUGAGGAAGAGUUUGGAGGCUAACGUGUCUUUACUGGAGAAAGACAAGAUCAUGACCCAGCACAGGGCAACAGAACACCAGAGAAAAGCUGAUCAGGAGGCAGAAAAGCGGCGAAAUCUGGAGAAUGAGGUGUCCACUUUGAAGGAGCAGCUGGAAGACCUGAGGAAAAUAAGCCAAAACAACGAGAAGAUCGCUCAGCUGCAGAACCAACUGGGGGAUGCCAAUGACCUUCUGCGGGCCGAGUCGGACACGGUGGUGCGUUUGAGGAAGAGUCACACUGAGAUGGUGAAGUCCAUGAGUCAGCUGGAGGGUGUAAACCGCGAACUGCAGGAGAAGGGCCGUGCGGCGGAGAGCGCCAGACAGCAGCUGGAGAAAGAGUUACUUCAGCUACAGACCACGCUGGACACUGAGAGGAGAACAUGCAGCCAGGGCUCAGAGGAGAUCCGAGAACUGCAGGCUCGUAUCACAGGUCUGCAGGAGGACAACAAGAACUUGAAGCAGAGCAUUUCAAAAGUGGAACUGGAGAGGAAGCAAGUCCAGGAGAGAUGUAACGCCCUUGAGAAGGAGAAGAACAGUCUGGAAAUUGACCUGAACUACAAGCUGAAGACCCUGCAGAAGCAUCUGGAUCAGGAGCUGACCGAGCACCGCGUCACCAGAGCUCAGCUCACCGACAAAUACGAAUCCAUCGAGGAGGCCAAGUCGGCUGCUAUGCACGCGGUGGAGCAGAAGGUGUCUGAGGAAACCUCGCAGCGGAUGCGAGUGGAGAGCCGGGUUGUUGAGGUGGAAAAGCAGUGCUCCAUGUUGGAGUUUGACCUCAAGCAGUCCGUGCAGAAAAUGGAGCAGCUGAUGAAGCAGAAGGAGCACUUGGAGGAAGAGGUGAAGGUCCUGCGGGUGCAGCUGGAGCAGGAAUCCGGGAAACGCGCUCUCGCCCAGAACGAACUGAAAAGCUGGAGGAUAGAGGCCGAGCAUCUGAAGGGAUCAGAAAAGCAACUCAAGCAGGAGAUCAACGUCGCUCUUGAGAACAAACGCUCGCUUGAGUUCCAGCUGGCACAGCUCACCAAGCAAUACAGAGGGAAUGAAGGUCAGAUGAGGGAACUUCAGGACCAGCUGGAGGCUGAGCAGUAUUUCUCUACUCUCUACAAAACUCAGGUGAAGGAGUUGAAGGAAGAUGUUGAGGAGAAGAAUCGGCAGAUCCAGGAGGCUCAAAGAAAAGUUCAAGAGCUUCACUCUGAAAAGGAGUCUCUCUCUGCUCAGUUGGACCUCACCGUGACAAAGGCUGAAUCGGAGCAGUUGGCCCGGGCGUUGCAGGAGGAGCAGUAUUUCGAGCUCUCUCAGGAGAACAAAAAAGCAGCCUCCCGAAACAAACAGGAACUCUCGGAUAAGGACUCGAUCAUCACACGGCUUGAGGAAUCCAACAAAACCCUUACCAAAGAUGUGGAGAUCCUCAGCAAGGAGAAGACCGAGUUAAGCGAGAGACUCCGAGAUCAAGAAGAAGCGUUUGCAGCAGAAAAGGAAGACGUGGCAAACUCAGUCAAGGCGAACUAUGAGAAGGCCCUUAACAUAGAAAGAACUUUGAAGACCCAGGCGGUGAAUAAGCUGGCCGAGAUCAUGAACCGUAAGGAUAUGAAGUUGGGUCAGAAGAAGAGAGACAGCACGACUGACUUGCGCAAGAAAGAGAAGGAAAAUCGCAAACUGCAGCUCGACCUGAACCAGGAGAAGGAGAAGUUCAACCACAUGGCCAUCAAGUACCAGAAAGAGUUCAGUGAGAUGCAAGCACAACUGGCGGAGGAGUGCACGUAUCGCAAUGAGCUGCAGAUGCAACUGGACAGUAAAGAGAGUGACAUCGAGCAGCUCAGAGAGAAACUAAGCGACCUGCAGCUCCGCAUGGACAACUCCAGCGUCACCAGCCUACAACCAGAUGAGAUAGACAGUAACAUCGCAGAAUCAAGACUUGAAGGUUGGCUCUCAAUACCGAAAAGGGCUAAUAUAAAACGAUACGGCUGGAAGAAGCAGUAUGUCGUGGUGAGCAGUAAGAAAAUAUUGUUUUACAAUGAUGAGCAAGAUAAGGAGCAGUCCAACCCAUCUAUGGUACUAGACAUCGACAAACUAUUCCAUGUACGGCCUGUCACACAAGGCGACGUGUAUCGAGCGGAGUCUGAUGAAAUUCCCAGAAUAUUCCAGAUCCUUUAUGCCAAUGAAGGUGAGUGUAGGAAGGAAGCUGACAUGGAGAACGUUCCUCAGGGCGAUAAGGCCAACUUCUUGCCCCACAAAGGCCAUGAGUUCAUUCCCACCCUCUAUCAUUUCCCAACUACCUGUGAGGCUUGCUCCAAACCGCUCUGGAAUAUGUUCAAGCCCCCGCCGGCUCUGGAAUGCCGCCGUUGCCAUGUUAAAUGCCACAAAGAUCACCUGGACAAGAAGGAGGAUGUUAUUGCUCCUUGCAAAGUCAAUUACGAUGUGACAUCUGCCCGAGACAUGCUACUUCUGGCCUUGACCCAAGAUGAGCAGAAGAAAUGGAUCGGUCAUCUCGGCAAGAAGAUUCCCAAGACCCCUCCUUCCACCUUCUCAAGGGCUUCCCCACGCACGAUGUCCACUCGCUCUGUAGCAAACCAGUCCUUCCGCAGGACCCAAUCAAAUAGAGCCAAGCUCAGCAGGGCGCAGUCCACUCUCCAAGCGGCAGACACAACAUCCAGCACAUGCUGACAACAACACACAGCUGCUCCAGACCUUAAUGUUCUAAUGUUAACCACCUAAACCUUGGGACUGAAUUGGGACAUUGUACAUUCUUCUCCAAAAUCUGCAAAGAACUUAAAAAGAAAAGGUCAAACUAAAAAGUGAAAGCAAAACUCGGAAUUAACAUUGUUACAUUUCACAACUGAAUUGAAAUAUAACCAGCGUUUUCGGGCUUUGCCCAUCACGAGGCGGUCUCCUUUUGUGCCCUCUCCCCAACACUGGGAUUUCCUCAACUUCCACACCUCAACUCCUACCGUCUUUCCAGAGGAAAACUUGGACAGCUUUUUACAACUUGGGAAUGAAAACUUUAAGCUGUUCUCAUGUCUUUCUGUUAGAACCUCUGGGAAUGGGAUCAUAGCUUGAUGUCAUAGUUAAAGGGUGCAUUUUGGGGGAAUUAACUGUUAGGGGUCUUUGGGACUAUGGUUUUGAUUUGCAAACUAUUUCCAUCUAGAUCAACUUGGAUGCCUUCCUCUGACGGACUCUAUUGCCUUAUAUUAUCCCUGAAAGCCUGAAUGGAAGAUAAAUGGGGUUGGGUAACUUUGGGGUACUGAGAGUUUGAUUUUGAGGGGUUUUGUUGUUUGUUUUGAGGAGCGUGCAGGAUUGUUACAGUCUAUGCAGAAUAUUAUCAACGUUGUUAUCAUUAUUGUUUUUGGAAGCUCCAAGCCAUGGGAACAUCAUCAUCAUGGCAUCAGGAGAUAGAAGUUGUCAUAGAAACCAUUUAAUUUUUUUGUGUUUUUUGGGUACAUUGUUUCUGUAAUAUUUUUGUUUAUCUUUUUUUGUAAUGUAUUGCCUUACAUUUGAUUCAUAGAUAAAUGGUUGAAAAAGGAAAACAUUAAGUUAACAAAUGUAAAACUGCACUGUUUGAAUUGUAAGUUAUUUGUAGAAGACUAAACAGGUGUAGCAUUUUGCUCAUCUUGUGCCUUUUGGAUAACGAUUUUACUGCCGUAUCUGUUUGCGUUUCUCUCCAAAACAAGACGAACUCUUAUCAUCCUUUAUAAACAAAAAAGGAAAAUAUCUACUGCUAUGUGAUUUUAUCAGAACAUACAUGGUUUGAAUGAGAACGGUCCACUCUAUUGUAUAUAUUAAACAUUGUCAACCAAAGUUCAAAAGUUCAAUAUUAAGAAUUCUGCAUGACGACGCAAGAUGUUCUGCUGUUUUUGAAUACGGUGAUAAAUUAAAAGCAUCUUCAUUUUCCCCAUCAAAUAGUCCUUUGCGGUGUACAUAACUAAAAGAAAUGAGAUCAUGAAUACCUCCUCAUUAUCCAACAUGGUUUUUACAUGUGUGUUCAGUAAUUUAAGCACUGGAAACUAUGAUGUGUUUUGUCUUUGAUGAACUGCAUGUUAAACUGCAUUGGAGGCCGCACUGAUGGAUAUGUGUCAAUAAACAUAUCUUUAUCACCUAU
Molecule: messenger RNA, 6292 nt
Organism: Triplophysa rosa
Lineage: Eukaryota; Metazoa; Chordata; Actinopteri; Cypriniformes; Nemacheilidae
Gene: rock1
Product: Rho-associated, coiled-coil containing protein kinase 1
Exons: 34
Coding region: 748-4860 (1370 amino acids)
Biological process (GO): mitotic cytokinesis; peptidyl-threonine phosphorylation; cortical actin cytoskeleton organization
Cellular component (GO): cytoplasm; cytoskeleton
Molecular function (GO): small GTPase binding; ATP binding; Rho-dependent protein serine/threonine kinase activity
Source: RefSeq, a predicted model, not a curated record